AUGGCAGAUACUAUAGUUACAUCUGACCAAUCUUCUACUUCCUCGCUAAACGCUACCCGAAUAAUCUGUCAUGUAUGUCAGAAGCAGUUUUCCCAAUACACAUGUCCUCGAUGCAAUUCACGAUACUGCUCCCUCGUGUGUUAUAAAUCUCAUAGUCUUCGUUGUACUGAAUCCUUCAUGAAAGAAAAUGUUGUUCAAGAGCUCCAGCAAAUGCAACCUGAUGAACAAACCAAACAUAAAAUGUUGGAAAUACUGAAGAGAUUUCAUUCAGAAGAGGAAAUGGAUAACAUGGAUGAGGAUUCUUUUGAAGAUUCAACUUUGUCUGAGGAGACGAUUGAAAAAAUACUGUCAGGACAAGAAAUCAGUUUUGAUGAUUUAUCUCUAGAAGAGAAGAAACAAUUUCAACGAGCUAUUGCUUGUGGGGAAUUAAGCAAGAUGGUCACACCAUGGGAUCCAUGGUGGUCAAAGCAUUCUGCCAGAAAUAUUCGUCUUAGUAAGGAAGGAACUCAACUUGUUCAACCUCUUUCAGAGCAGGAAUCUCUUGAUGACACUGAAAGUAACGAAUCAAGUGAAAUUCCUCUUGGCCCUGAAGUUCCGCUACCUCCUCUAAGUAGGCUUAGUUCCAAGGAACCAUCACCCCUUUUAACUGUUCACAUAGUUGAUAUUUUAUACAGCUACUGCUUUACUCUUCGCCUAUACAAUGGAGAUUGGAGGUCAGAUCCCAUAGGGUCAGCCGUGGUUGUAUUGAGCGUGUCCUCAGUUUUGGGUCAAGGUGGGCAGCCAGAGACUGUACUGGAAGCCCUCACGCACUGCUUGGAGCAAGUAUGCUCUCCUGCUUACAGACACAUGGGGGGGCUGCAAUUCGGUUUAAGUGUUACUGAUGAUGUGAUCAGUUUACUUUCACUAGGUGGUCCUGCUAUGGUGUGUGCCCUUUGCGAUUUGCGUAGGUUGAUUCAAGAAGGUGAAAAGGAGGCCAAAUCAGAAAAGCCAAGAAAGUUUAGGAGGAAUGAGACUAGAAGUGCUAUUAAGCAGGCAGAAAGAAAAAUAUAUUUCAUCAUGUGUUGGGUCCAUGAGCAGCCAAAGGAAGCUUGGUCUUCUUUAGCAGCCAUUGUUACGACACAAAAAACAUUGGCCAUGAAAUUUCAGGGGAGUAAUAAGGCUGAAAAAUUGAAUAGAGCAAAAACCAAAAGCAAAUGUUUAAUUGAGGAGAUUGAAUGA
Molecule: messenger RNA, 1218 nt
Organism: Lathyrus sativus (Indian pea)
Lineage: Eukaryota; Viridiplantae; Streptophyta; Magnoliopsida; Fabales; Fabaceae
Source: the annotation of a GenBank genome assembly